Molecule: messenger RNA, 845 nt
Organism: Bactrocera latifrons
Lineage: Eukaryota; Metazoa; Arthropoda; Insecta; Diptera; Tephritidae
Source: RefSeq, a predicted model, not a curated record
UCUCAUACAUAUACCGUGCCUCUAACUUUAAUAAAUUGAAUACCGGCGCAUGAAUUUAUAAACGAACUCUACUGUUUAUAAAUAACUUGAUGUACAGGGGCGACGCUUUGCGACAAACUCAAGUCUCAGCUCUUCGUUUCUUUGCCGCAGAAGAGAAAGUCCUUUACGUUGUUCACAUUACGUUAUUAACAUAGGAGUAAGUAUGAAAUCUCUACUUGAUCUGAACGACGACUGUCUCAUAGAAAUAUUCAAAUACCUCAGCCUUGUGGAAGCGUUUAAAGUAAUCGAUGUGCGCAACACACGUCUUGCGGAAAUCGCACAUCAAAGAAUUUCAACAUUCAAGGAGCUCAAUAUUACAAUACGAGAAUUCCCGAAUUUCAACGCAGAGCAACUGCGAAUAAUAGGUGAAAAUAUAUACAGUAUUAGCAUUACUUGCGGAUACUCAAUACCAACACAAAAUGUGUUAAAUAUAAUACAGCCGCUCUGCAAAGGAGCUGCCGCUACUAAGCAAUUGCGUGUGUUUUCGCUAAAUUAUGUAUAUUUUAAUAAAGAAUACUGUCAAUACAUCGGCAACGCGGCGGCAAAGUUACAAAAGCUCAAUUUGAAUUAUUGCCAACUAACGGACAAACUUUUAACAGACUUACUCAAGAGCUGUAACAAUUUAUUAGAACUAGAAAUAUUGGGCAAUUACACGUUGAACGGCGAGUUUUUGGACAAACUUCACUUACCUACCUUGCGAGUACUCAAAUUGGAAUUGCAACCGGAGUGGAACUAUCCCAUGGAGAAUUUUAAAAUUAAAAACCCCAAUGUUAAAUUGAUAAUAUAAGACGCUGGAGUCUUAGAUA